Molecule: messenger RNA, 4945 nt
Organism: Bombina bombina (fire-bellied toad)
Lineage: Eukaryota; Metazoa; Chordata; Amphibia; Anura; Bombinatoridae
Gene: ARHGEF9
Product: Cdc42 guanine nucleotide exchange factor 9
Exons: 14
Coding region: 548-4249 (1233 amino acids)
Molecular function (GO): guanyl-nucleotide exchange factor activity; protein binding
Source: RefSeq, a predicted model, not a curated record
UUGCUUGUUCUCCACCCCUGGAAAAAAACUCCCAAAUGAACUCCUGCUCCAACUGCCAGGACCAGCUACUCCAACUUCUGUCUGAGAACACGUGGAUCUGCAAGAAUUACAGUGGAACACACUUUGUAAAAAAGAUAUUUUUCUGACUCUUUUUCGUUUACAGAAAAGCUGCCUUUAUUUUUGAAUAUAUAUAUUAUUGUUUACAUUUUUGCACAGUUUUAAUUUUUGCUUUUAAACAUUUUAAAUUCCUUUUAUUGAUGGAAAUCAACAACGUGAUGGAGUUUACAGUUGUUAUGCAGUAACUCAGGUCACUGUGUGCUGGGGUUACACAGCGCAGAGAGCUGUUGUUUGUAUUGAUGAGCACACUUACAGCUAAGGGCACUAGAGGAGAUCAGGUUUUCUCUGGUGACUUUGAUAGACAGCUGCCAUGCAGUACUGGAGCUGACGACUGUCAAAGGAAGUUUUCAACCCCGACAAGUGUAAGCUUACCUGCAAAUCAUUUCAGUCUGAUGGACAAAUGAUGACAUGAGAGCCCAUUGGGUCAGCCAUGGAAGUGCAUAAUGGUGAAGUUAAUAAUAUAUCUGGGGUAGUAUUCAAUGGGUACAUGAACAAAACGUACCAAGCUUGUCCCAAGGAGAGGAACACAGAAACAAUGGCGAUAUGUGAGUUUGAUCAAUGUGAUCCAGGCGAGGUUUCUACACAUCUCAAAAUGGAUGAUACAGCAGUUCGGUAUGAAAAGAAAGCUAAAGGGACCCGUAUUUGGAAAUUUGUCAGCCGGAGAAGAGCCAAUUCAGGACGAAACAAGAGGCCACAAUCUAUGAUCCUCAGUAGUGAUAUCACUGAUGCCAAACCUAAGCUAUCUUUUAUGGACAAGUUCAGAUCCUUUAAAAGGUUAAGGUCUUCCACUUUCUCUAAAAGUUCAGUUCUUCGUAAUUCAAAAGCCAAAGUUCAGAACCUUUCUGUAGAAGACAAUGAAGUGGAUCUUCCAAGUGCCAUUUUUAGGACUAGAAAAUUCACAGAUGGGCAAAGACCAUAUAGGCACUCAUAUGCUGGUUACAUUGAUGACUUUGAAAAUUCAUUUGAAGAUGUGGAAUUAAAUAUAUGUAUUUCUGAAUGUGAUUCCAAUGAAAACAGGUGGUUGAGGGAUAUUUCUGUUGGUAUGAAUGGAGAUUCAGAAUUCAUGGAUAGUCAAAGCAUGACCAGCCAUCGUAGACAUGCUAUGAACACCAAAAGCUCAACUAUUGCUGAAGGGGAAAUUCAGAGGCGAGGCCUUAAAAUUCCACCAGAGCAUCGUAGAGGCCAAACUUCCUAUAUGUGGAAUUAUCUGAAAAAGAUUUCUUUGGCUAACAAAGAUAAUCUGAAAGGAUUUGAAAAUAACACGUUCCCAAAUGUAGCAAGCACAGAAAAUAACUCUUUAUACACAGAAAUUGACAAAAGAUUGGUGGACAGUGUGGAUGAGUCAAAAGCAUAUGAUAAUUCUAGUGCUACCAAGUCUAAAAACUUUAGCAGUGUCCUUAAGUUUUUCAGCAAUGUGGCUGUAGCUGCUAGAAAGUGGAGAGGCUCCUCUAGGUCUUUUACAUCUGAAGAUCAAAUGUCUCAAUCCACCCCUCGGACUCCUAAACUGCAGAUCUCCACCACAAAGGAGCCCCUUAUUAUAGCGAAUGAAAAUGCUGUGGCUUUUCCUUUACAGGAUUUCCAAUAUCCGGAUUCAGGGAUUUGUGACCAUCAGGGUGAUGAUAGUACACAAAUUCAUGAUGUUGCACCAGAAUUAAACUCACAGGGGGAUUCAGAGUGUAUUUUUUCACAAACAGUGGGGGACACUUCAUCUUUAGACAAAAGCUCUUGUAUUGAAUAUGUAUCUCCAGAAACAUCUCACACAACUCUUCUGUUGCCACAAUAUGAGGAAUACCACAGAACUAACACAGAAAGCCCAGAUUUAUACGGCCCAAAUUUGGGCUUACACACUUGUUCUGAAAGUUUUUUAGCUAAUAAUAAUUUAGACAUGGAGGAAUCCAAACUAAAUUGCGUUUUAGGGUCAAACCCAGAAAAUAGUCUUGUAACUGAACAAGGUCAACUGGAGGGGCAGGAUGAAGAUGUGUUUGAGUACAGUGAUUCUGCUGCUGAAUCUCGUUUUAGCCUGUCCACAAAUUCUUCGUCUAGCGAGGAGUGGAAUGAUACACUUAAUGUCACCAGAGAAGAAGAAAACAAACAACUCUUUAAAAAUCAAGAUCCUGUGUUUGUUCAGGAACAUCUUCUUGGGGAUCUGGGUCAGCCUCCUGGAGAAGUGGGACAGAUUGCUACUAAACCUGAUGAAGAUGUCGGCAAAGCUUUAGAUAAUCACAGCUGUGAAGCAAAUGAGUCUGAUGCAGACCAGAAGAGCAAUGAUUCUGAGGACAUUACAUUAUUGUCUACUGAUAAUGAUUCAGAGGAUCACAGCAUCCUGCCACCUAUGCGCCUCCCGCCAACUCCACUCACUAUGCCCUCAUCUCAUAAGUUCCCUCUGGACAGAUGUAUGUCCCUGCCUCUCUCACAGAGCACUCCAUCAGGACUGGACCAAGUGGGGUGGAUGAAAAAGAAGCUUAUGAGUACAGGUGAAGCUGAUUUUGGCUCUAAGACUCUAGAAGUUCGGAGAGAUAGCCGGAAAGGGAAGAGCAGAUGGAGGGCCCUAAAGCCAGGAUCACAUCAACUGCCAGUGCACAAGCUGAUCAGCGGGGGAUCUAUUGUGAGUGCUGAGGCAGCAUGGGAUCAUGUCACCAUGGCCAACCGGGAGUUGGCAUUUAAAGCUGGAGACGUCAUCAAGGUCCUGGAUGCUUCCAACAAGGACUGGUGGUGGGGUCAGAUCGACGAUGAGGAAGGGUGGUUUCCUGCUAGCUUUGUGAGGCUAUGGGUAAACCAAGAAGAUGGAGUGGAAGAAGGUCCCAGCGAAGUGCAAAAUGGGCACUUGGACCCGAGCUCGGACUGCCUAUGUAUUGGCAGGACCCUUCAGAACAGGGAUCAGAUGAGAGCUAAUGUAAUUAAUGAAAUCAUGAGCACUGAGCGACACUAUAUUAAGCACUUGAAAGACAUCUGUGAGGGUUACUUAAAGCAGUGCAGGAAACGACGGGACAUGUUUAGUGACGAGCAGCUGAAGGUCAUCUUUGGGAACAUCGAGGAUAUCUACCGGUUCCAGAUGGGCUUCGUCAGAGACCUAGAGAAGCAGUAUAACAACGAGGAGCCACAUCUCAGUGAAAUAGGGCCCUGCUUUCUUGAACAUCAAGAUGGUUUCUGGAUUUAUUCAGAGUACUGUAACAACCACUUAGACGCCUGCAUGGAGCUCUCCAAACUUAUGAAAGACGGCAGGUACCAGCAUUUCUUUGAAGCGUGCCGGCUCCUCCAGCAAAUGAUCGACAUCGCCAUUGAUGGCUUUCUUCUCACACCUGUGCAGAAGAUCUGCAAGUACCCGCUUCAGCUGGCUGAGCUACUUAAAUACACAGCACAGGAUCACAGCGAUUACAGGUAUGUGGCGGCUGCACUCGCUGUCAUGCGGAACGUCACUCAACAAAUCAACGAGCGGAAGAGGAGACUGGAAAACAUUGACAAGAUUGCUCAGUGGCAAGCGUCGGUCCUUGACUGGGAGGGAGAUGACAUCUUGGACCGGAGUUCAGAGCUAAUCUACACAGGGGAAAUGCAGUGGAUUUAUCAGCCAUAUGGUCGCAACCAGCAGAGAGUUUUCUUCCUCUUCGAUCAUCAGUUGGUUCUCUGCAAAAAGGACCUGAUCCGUAGAGAUAUCCUUUACUACAAAGGUCGCAUGGAUAUGGAUAAAUAUGAGGUGAUAGAGGUGGACGAUGGACGGGAUGAGGAUUUUAAUGUAAGCGUGAAGAACGCAUUUAAACUGCACAACAAGGAGACAGAAGAGAUGCACCUUUACUUUGCUAAAAAAUUGGAGGAAAAACUAAGAUGGCUGCGUGCAUUCCGAGAGGAGAGGAAAAUGGUUCAGGAAGAUGAGAAGAUUGGGUUUGAAAUAUCAGAAUACCAGAAGAGGCAAGCGGCGAUGACUGUGCGGAAAGUCAGCAAGCAGAAAGCCGGUGUCAGCUGUCCUCGAUCUGUUCCUCCAGCAUACCCGCCCCCUCAAGAACCUGGGCCAAUACAAGGACAGUAUAUGGUAACUGAUGGUAUAUCCCAGCCACAGGUUUUUGAGUUCACUGAACCCAGGAGAAGUCAGUCUCCGUUCUGGCAAAAUUUCAGCAGGUUGACGCCUUUCAAAAAAUAAUACAGAGAUAUAAAUAUAUAAAUAUAUAUAUUGGGAAAAGGAGUAAUUAAAAAAAAAAAAAGAAAAUUAUAUUUAUAGAUGGACCUUUUUACGGAGAAGCACUGUUGCAACUAAACUAUGAAAGGACCAAAAAAAAAUUCAAGACAGGAAAAUUAUCACAAAAAAAAACAUUUUUUGUUUUAAAUCUUUUUUUUUUUUUUUUUUUUUUUUUUUUCUGUCGUCAAACAUCAGGACGUUCUCUGCUUUGAAAAUCUCCAUGAGACUUGCUCACUUUCUGUCUCACUGGUAAUACCAUUUUAUGACCACUUGGACUACCCUUGCUGUUCGUUGCAAGUAACGUACAAUAAAUUCCAUACUUUUUUUUCAUCUAUAUAUUGCACAUUUUGAUUCACAAAACAGGUCCUUUAAAGCAUAAAGGGAAAAAAACAGACAAAAUGGAAAUCAUUCUGACAAAAAAAAAGAAAGGACAUGACCUGCUUGUCAUUUGAUGUUUUUCCAGCCCAACAUUCCAUUUUAAAGCCUGCAGAUCCAGUAGGAUUUUCAAUUCACCUUCCCCUUGGCACUCAAGGGGUUAACAGCACACAUCUCAUUCGUCAUAUCAAAAGAGUGAAACUGCUACUUUUUUUUUUGUUUUUGGAAAGUGGUCAGUCCAUGGUGCUGCUGCCGCAGGAAAAAAAUAAAAUAAUAAGAUCGUAA